Molecule: messenger RNA, 1646 nt
Organism: Hemiscyllium ocellatum (epaulette shark)
Lineage: Eukaryota; Metazoa; Chordata; Chondrichthyes; Orectolobiformes; Hemiscylliidae
Product: gastrula zinc finger protein XlCGF8.2DB-like
Exons: 2
Coding region: 341-1222 (293 amino acids)
Biological process (GO): regulation of transcription by RNA polymerase II
Molecular function (GO): DNA-binding transcription factor activity, RNA polymerase II-specific; RNA polymerase II cis-regulatory region sequence-specific DNA binding
Source: RefSeq, a predicted model, not a curated record
CUGGGAUCCAAGAUGGCGGGGCUUGCACGGUUUUUAGAGGGGAAGAAUUUUCAGAUGGGAGACUUGAACCAAACAGACAGUUGAAUAUUAUCUGCCCCUGAAUGUGGAAGGAGAAGUGUUUCUGUGUUCUGUCUCUGGAAAAUGAUUUCAAACAUCAGUGAGACUGGAAGAGUACAGGGAUAUAUACAUACAUACAUACACACACACACACACACCCAUACCCAUACCCAUGUGAGAAUGUACCAGUGAACUGACUGUGGAAAGAGCUUUAACCAGUUACAUACUCUGAAAAAUAUCACUACGCUCACAGUGGAGAAAACCGUACACGUCUUUUGCCUGCAUGUGGCUUCAACUAAUCAUCUCCCCUGGAGAGACCAAGGAUACCCAGAACAUGGAGAAAGUAUGGAAAUGUGAGGACUGUGGGAAAGGAUUUAGUUACUCAACCCGGUUGGAAAUCCAUCGACGCAGUCACACUGGGGAGAAGCCGUUCACCUGCUCUGUGUGCAGGAAGGGAUUUGCUCGACCUUCCGGCCUUUGUUCACGCCAGCGUGUUCAUGCUGAGGAGAAGCCAUGCAUCUGUCCCAUGUGUGGGAAAGGAUUUACUCAGACAUCUUCUCUCACGUUACACCAGCAAAUUCACACUGAGGAGAGGCCUUUCAGCUGUCCUCACUGUGAAAAAAUGUUCAGGUCUUCGUCUGACCUCAGUCAACACCAGCGAGUUCACACUAGGGAGAAGCCAUUCACCUGCUCCACAUGUGGGAAGGGAUUCUCAAAGUCAUCAAAUUUAGUGACUCACCAACGUGUUCACUCUGAGGAGAAACCGUUCAGCUGCACUCACUGUGAUAAGAGGUUCAAACAUUCACACAGCCUCAAUGACCACCAGCGGGUUCACACUAAGGAGGGGCUAUUCAUCUGCCCUGUUUGUGAGAAGAUAUUCACAAAGUCUCACAAUCUGAUAGCUCACCACCAGAUUCACACAGGGGAAAAACCAUUCACCCGCACUGUGUGUGGGAAGGGUUUCACUGUAUCAUCAGCCCUCAAGUCUCAUGAGCAAAUUCACAAUGGGGAGAAGCCAUUCAGCUGCACUUACUGUGGAAAGUGUUUUAGGCAUUCAUCUGCUCUCCUCGCUCACCAGCAAGUUCACACUGGAGAGAGACCAUUUAUCUGCUCUGUGUGUGGGAAACGAUUCACUAGGUCCUUCAACCUAGCAGCACACGAGUAAAUUCAUAAAUGAAUGCAGGAGGAAGGUUUUACUGUUAUUGUUGCUGUGAAUCGCAUUCAAUCACACCCAACGGUAUUAAGAUAGUUUCCUCUGACAUUAACAAUGCUAUAACAGUCCAGAGAUAAAUUUUCUCAGCAUGUCACUGAUUUUUAAGAUUCAGAUUCCUUUUUUUAAAGAAAUGCCACCUUUAAUCCUUACUCUUAAUUCAAGAACUCUCAUGUGGAACUCGAUCUCAAAAGAAACUUACGAAAUUUUACUUCUGUUGUAAAUUGACCCUUGGCACAAAGUCUAUAGUUGAGUGUCGAAAAGAAUCCACUGAUGAACAACUCCCAGUUAGGAAGUGUUAUUAACUCUUGCUGACUUGCACCUUCAUUACAGUGGCACAUCCAUUUCAAAAUUAAAUUAUCAAGAAGUGUGAAGCAGA